Molecule: messenger RNA, 4493 nt
Organism: Xyrichtys novacula (pearly razorfish)
Lineage: Eukaryota; Metazoa; Chordata; Actinopteri; Labriformes; Labridae
Source: the annotation of a GenBank genome assembly
AUGCGGAGAAGAGGGUCUGGAGCGGUGACUGCGCCACGGAGGUUAGAACAUUUCGAUUAUUCAGACUCUUCUUGGAAGGAUGGAGUUAUUAGUGAAAAGCUUGGCGGUAGAUUAGCGCGUGGAGGUCUAACUUUAUAAGUGAUGAGUCAGUUUUGGUGACAUCUCGGACUUGUUGUAGGAAACGAUGCUUGCCUAAUUCGCCAUUAUAACUCAUUCCAAAUUCUGCUGCAUCCACGGGGUUGUUAUUAUUAUGCUUAUUAUAAUUCAUAUGAGGAGCUCUCCCUAUAGGGGCUGUGACAGACAGACAGAGGCCAGGUGGGAGAGGCAGAGGAGCCGCACCUCUCCUCUCCAUGCGCGCGCGUCUCGGUGCUACGGGGGCCUGCGUAAUGAGGGCACCUAUGGGGCCCUCCUGGAUGGAGAGGUGUCCUAACCUCGCCACGGCCGGUCAGAAUUGAAGCAGCCGACACCUGCGCGUCACCCUCCCUCCUUCCUCCUCCCCCCUUAUUCUCUGUGCUCCCCCUCCGGGCAGCCCCCGUCACCGAGAGUUCAUACUCCGCGCGCAACUUUUGACAACGAUAAUGAUGUGCAUGGUGAUGCUGAAAAUCUAAGGAGGGGCUGUUGUAGGGAAAUAAGGACUCUCAAUGUCCGUACAGAGGAGGGGCACUUACAUUUCUCCUCAGGACCAUUUCACUUGUGAUGGAAAAGCACCACUCUGCAGCCUCCCACUGAACUGAUGAAUACAUAAUCUGCUGGCUGGUUCUCUUACAGCCCACAGGAAAACUAUCAGUUUCCAUUCAGGCGUUUGCUGUAAAAUGUAAAAGACGACUUAAUAAUAAAAAGACUAAAGAAUAAAUGAUUAAAUCGAGCAAAGAAUGAUUAAAAAUUGAAUAUUUUCCAUAAUAUAAUCAACUCACUCUCAUAAGUUCAGCAUCACAAACUGAAAGGUACCUGCUUCAUUUUAGUAAACUGUCAACAUUAAACUGAGAUGCUGCAGACUUUAACUACAUAUGAACUCUUCCACUGAGACAUGGCCGAUUACAGUUCUCUCUAUGUCGUGUUCAGUGCAAAAAAAGUUGUUGUGCAGUUCUACCCCAGAAAGAAUUCCCUCUCACAGGGCAUGAUCCAAAGGGUCACCAGGGGUGGCCAUGACCCCUCUAAAAUCUGAGUGACCAUCCCAGUGGCCACCCCUAAAUACUUAAUGAUUGGCUAUAUUUACAUCAUCAGAGGUUGCACUUAAGUUUAAAAGAAUAACUAUUUUGGCUGUGUUGUCGUACACUGUUUGCAGCAGUCUUUGCAUUUAGACAGAGCAUCUUUUUAUUCUGAUGGUACUUUAAAUCAUGAUAAACAGUAUGUGCUUUUAGUUUAGAUAAACCAUCAAAAACUGUCCCGUUUGCUAGUAAGCAUUAGAAUCGCUAGCUGGUAAAAGGAAAUGAUAAUAUUUUUGUUGUUUUUGACCCAAAAUAGCAGUCAUGCAUGGUGUCUAAACUGUAGCACAGCCACUACUUGCUAGCACUGUAACUAUGCUAGAUGGUGACGCCCAUAAUGCUGUAAUUCUCUACUACCCUUACAUAAACAAGCUCAGAUGACAGAUAGCAUCCUGUAUUAUUGUAAGUAAAGUUGAAUAGGGGCUAUGCAAUACAAAGGUGAAUCAAAUUAUCAGAAACAUUGUGAUUUUUAUUUAACGAGACGAUAUUUGAUCCGACAAUUGACAGCAGACUUGGUAAACAGCCUUUUCUUUUUUAUACUUUCAAUUGCAAAAUAUUCGCAACAAGUGAAAUAUCUCACUGUUAAAAUAAAAGUUGGAUAGUUUUUUUUUUUCUUUUUUUUGUCUUAAAGUUACAAGUUAUUACAAGUACGUCAGGUACGCCAAGAUUAGCACAAACCCAAACUGUCCCAGCUUUAAGUAAGCUAAAUGGUGAUAUAAAGGGUAAAUAGAUGCUGUUCAGCAUGUGAGUGUACGCAUACAUACCCAAGCAAAGUGAGUGUCCUACUUUAGCCACUCCAAUUAUGAAAGUCUGGCUCCGCCCCUGCCCUUGUAUCAACCAUGCAGCUUUUUGUGUAACACUGUUAAGUAAGAACAAAAUAAAUGACCCCAGUGAUUGCCAACUGAAAACAAGCAGACAUAAUAAAUGGCAUGAUUGAAUACUUGAUGGGAGUGGUAAAGAAAGCUUUCUUGCAACAGGCAGAAAACUAGAAUGGAACCAGACCAAAUACUGGACCACCAUCUCCAUAAAAGGUGGAAUAGUUGCAACAAAGACAAACAUACAGAGACGCUGAGAGAUAGACGUGGGAGAAACAAACAGCAACAUAAAAAAUCAAUAAUACAGACCUAUAGUUAUAAAGCUAAUUAUGUAGGAAUGUGUCUGACGCCAAUAAGCCGUGACAAAACCUCCAUAUCUCAUGACCCGGGAUGAGAAAUCCAGCCUUCCAGAGAGGUCCAUCUUGUGUUUUUUUUAGCUUUCACCAAACUAUCAGUCACGUUAAUAAAAAUGUUGCCAUCUCUCAAGGUUUAGUGUCACAAAGAUGGAUAAGCUUUGAUAGUUUUGUGCGAUAUACUGUCAUUUAGCAUGGCAAAUGUCUGCGUAGGGCCAAAAGGUGCCCCAUCCCCAACGGAGCUGGCCUAAUUAUACAAUUAGUCUUGUGAUUGGGACAGUCCAGAGCUAAGUGUCCUGUGGGACACGCAGACACAUUAUGGCUGUCAUCAGUGUCUUCACAGCACGUAGAGGAGCUCAGGCUAAUAAUCGUGCUGCUUAUGUCCUUCAAUGAGGCGGAAGGCUUUCAUUUCUCUGAUUCAACACGUUUCAAGCUUCUAUUUCUUAAACAGUUUUUCUUGAACGCCACUUUUCUUUGCUACAAAGCGAGGUCAGUAAUGGAAAAGUGGAUGGAGAGCUGAUUCCUGGACAUUAUUUAAACCAUAGGUCAUCUUGCUAUUCAAUCAUUUCUGUUUUCAGCCUCAUCUGGGGCCUCAGCAAGCCCAACACCACGUCUCCUUUGAAGCUUGGUCAGAUGGAGACCCCAUAUCUCAAUCUCAUUGCCUAUCCAGCCAUAUAUCCGCUCUGGCUUAUCCCUGGUCAGUUGGAAAACAUCAAGACACCACAUUUUCUUCUGCCCAUCCAGAGCCAUAUCUGCCGCUUCCAAACCCAGGUUGGUUAAAGAGAAUGGGUGUGGGGCUUGUGAUGUUCGCGGACACCUCCACAAAGUCAGAGGGAGGUCUUGGCGCUGCAUGUUCAGGGACACUGGUGGCCUCCACACUGGAGACUUCUACUGUGCAUUGGCUUAUCACAUUGAAUUAGAGCUCCUACAGAGAGGCUGGAAGCUCAGGAUGAUUGGUAACCAGCUUCACCAGCUCACCAAAGAUGGACUUUAGUAGCCAAACCAUGAGGAGACAGCCCAAACGAGAGUCAAAGCUUUAUCUCUUGAUGGCAUGUCUUGUCUUUUUCUAUUACCAAGACUGGAAGACUGACUCUUGAGUUCCAUCUCUCCUCACCUGGACAUCUUUCUUUCCUCCCACCCCCUUCUUUCCAACUGUGAUAGAGUGAUUUCCCUCCUUUCUAAACACUGACCUUUUCUGCAAUAAAACCAGACACAUUCAGCCCCCACCCCUCUGAUGUUGUAGGCGGGAUGGUUCUGCACAAAUCUGGUGCUGAUACCAAUCUUUGCCCACAAUGGAGGAGGUGGUGGUGAGAAAGAUGAGCCAAAGGGAUGGAGUAGUGGAUUAAAAGGGCGGACUGGCGCUAUGCUUUUGAAUCAUUUUGACUAAUCACUGAUAGCUUUAAAGAUAUGUGAAAUGGAAAGGAGAUGGAUAGAUUUAGAUUUAUGGGGAUGGUUGUGGCGAAGAUAAAUGUUUAUAUACAUCCUGGUAUUAUAAUCCCAGGUUAUAUAUAUAUAUAUAUAUAUUAAUUUGUCUUCAAUGUAGAUCAUAAAAUGCAGUUUAAAUCUUAUUUUGAGGUGUUUUUGUUAUAAAAACAGCCUAUUAACACAAGGAAAUUAGUAUUUUAGAAUAAUUGAAGCGGGGUCAGAGUCGUGCUGGAGCUUUCUCAGGUGCCAGAAAUGAAUCUGUUUCUUUUAGUCCUCUGUAAAGUACCUUGUAAGCAGCCUCAUCCCUAGGCACAAAUCAGAAAUAACCUACACUAAAAAGUCCAUCUGCUUCUCUUUGAUAGAGUAUACAGUUCACCAUUUCCCCCCACCUCCACCCCUCCAGCCUCAGUUUCCAAGUACGCUGAAGCCUACAUCCUGCAUUUAGAGCCUUUUAGGAAAGCCCUGUCAUCCACUAAGAGACGACCGGUGCAGCAUGCUCUGCACGCUUAUCUGCGUUUUUUACUUUCCACUUCUCUGGCCGCUAGGCUGUACCAGGGCCAGGUAGCGGGGCCCGGCUCAUGCGGUUGUCCGUGGACGACCUUGCUCUCCUCACCUACUGCCUUGGAGUGGCUCCCAGUCCUGGGAUGGGGCUUUUUGGACCGGCACCAAGUCUCUACCCCCACAGAUGUUACUGA